GGCAAAUUGGCUCCGAAGGUCGCACACACAUCCGAGCAUGGAUCUCAACGGCCUCGAGCAUGUCCGCGUCGAAGCGUACGUCGAGAAGGGCGUCGUCAUGUACCGCCUCGCGCUCAUCUGCCCCGUCAUGGGCCAGUGGUGGGUCAUCUUGGCGCGCUACUCCAAGAUCCGCGCCUUCUACGACCGCCUCUGCAGCAUACACCUCACGUUGCAGUGGGAAAAGCACGCGUUCGUCGAGGCGCUCUCGACAGUCGUGCCCUCUGCUUGGUUCCCGCCGCGCCGCCUCUCGUCGUCCUCGUCCCGCGUCCAAAGUGAGCGCAUCCGUGGCUUCCGGGCCUUCUUUAUCAACUUGCUCAACACCAAGUUGCACCUCGCGUCGCGCCGGCAGUCGCACACAGUCGUGCGGGACCUUGUCAUCCUCGUGCAGACCUUUUUGCGCACGCCGUAUACCGAGGCUGCGGACGCGCCGCCGUUGACGCCGAUUGGCACCGCGCCCGAGAUGGACGACGACAACAUUCCGGUGGGCGUGCCGCUCACGGAAGCGCCGGCCAUUUCCGCGCUCUUCAACAACGACUGCACGAUCUGCCUCGUCGCCUUUACGCACGACGAGUUCCAGACCGCGGGCCACAUCGUCAAGACGUCGUGUGACCAUCUCUUCCAUGCGUCGUGCAUUGACAGCUGGAUUGGCCUUGCGAAGACGACGUGCCCGCUCUGUCGAGACAACAUUGCCCACAUCACUGGCUUGUACAAUGAUUAA
This is a messenger RNA of Saprolegnia parasitica CBS 223.65, 757 nucleotides long. RefSeq lists its product as hypothetical. The coding region runs from base 38 to 757 and encodes 239 amino acids. Gene Ontology annotation, biological process: ubiquitin-dependent protein catabolic process. Gene Ontology annotation, molecular function: phosphatidylinositol binding; ubiquitin protein ligase activity. Lineage: Eukaryota; Oomycota; Saprolegniomycetes; Saprolegniales; Saprolegniaceae. The record is from RefSeq and is a predicted model, not a curated record. The transcript has a single exon.